AUGGAUGGUUUGAUACAAGGGGGAGCAACAGUGGAACCAGUUGAGCCUACUAUGUUGGACAAAACUACUGAUUUGGAAGAAACUCCUGCCUUGGCCAAAACCACUACUUUGGCCAAAUUUGAACUUGCUAGUUUUAUUGAUGGUGCUAAGCCGAUUCCUUCCCCUACUUCUCAAAUAGUACCCAAUCAAGCUCCUCUCGAUAUUCCUGAGUAUGUCGUGGACUUGCUAGCAGAUACUGAGAUACUUGACUGUAAACCAACUGAGACAGCUAUUUUGGAGAAUCAUAAACUUGAGAUACCAGAAGUUGGUUGGGAGAUUUAUCUAUUUGUCACUGACAUGCCCCGACAUUGCCUAUGCGAGUCCGAGAAUAGAGGGAUUGCCCAAGGGGUUUGUGAAAUACUAUGGUUGAGGGUUACUAAAAUUGGGUUUAGGCCAAACACUGCUACAAAGCUCCACUAUGACAGUCAGUCUGCAUUUGAAAUUGCUAAUAAUCCGGUGCAACAUGAUCGAACUAGGCAUGUAGGAGUUGAUCGGCAUUUCAUUAAGGAGAAGAUAAAGCACAAGUUAAUUACUAUACCUUUUGUGUCUUGA
Messenger RNA from Prunus armeniaca (apricot), 591 nucleotides. The record is from the annotation of a GenBank genome assembly. Lineage: Eukaryota; Viridiplantae; Streptophyta; Magnoliopsida; Rosales; Rosaceae.